Eruca vesicaria subsp. sativa (arugula) is the source of this 1175-nucleotide messenger RNA. Lineage: Eukaryota; Viridiplantae; Streptophyta; Magnoliopsida; Brassicales; Brassicaceae. The record is from the annotation of a GenBank genome assembly.
GAAACUUUACGGCUAACCCCAAAAAAAAAAAAACACAAACACACUUUUUGUUUUCUUCUAGAUUUACCGAGAGAAAAAAGAGGAAGAGACAACCCACGAUCCUCCAUAGCUGUACAGAGAAAAGAAACCCUAAUCAAUCAUGCCUUCAGGUGCUAAGAAAAGGAAAGCCGCCAAGAAAAAGCAGGAACAAGCCUCUUCUACUCAAAUCAAUCUCAAAUCCAACAACCAUGCCCAAACAGGAUCUACUGAGAAAGAAACUGUCAAGGAUACUGAUGAGCGUAUAGAGAUCACUGAUUCAAGCCAUGACCAUGACAAGAGCUCUAGCAACAACAGUAGUAGCAGCAGCUCGGAUGAUGAGUCUCAGGAAGUCAAGAGUAAAGAUGGUGAUAAGGAGGAGACUGAAGUAGUUGUUACUGUGGUUCCAAGUCAACCUGUUCCAGUUGCUGGAGGUGCUCCCUUCAUUGGUUCUACUGCUAAUGUGAUUGUUGAGAAUACCGGUUUGAUGGAUUCAACUACUGAUCCAAACACUGAGAACAUUAUUGAGAUCUCCUCUGUUGAUGCAAUAGUCUCAAACGAGCCUGCCGCUGAAGUUUCUCUUGCAUCUGAUGAGAUUAAGCAGGCCUCUCCAGGUACAACUGGCUCUGAUAAAAAAGAAUCCAAAUGUGUUCCUGAAGGCAGCAAAGAGUCUGAAGUUGUCAUUUCUCAUGAGGAAGAGGCUCAUGUGAUACCAACACAUGGAGUUGCACAAAGAACCUCAUGGUUAAGUUGUUGUGGCUUGUUUGAUGUGAUGUCAGGAUCCAGUAGAUAAGCUCAGAAACUUGAGUCGCCUAUAAACUCAGGAAGCUGCAGUAUGUUAAAUGUAGGAACUUGAUGAAUGUCUCUCUUUCACUUAAGAACAUAAAACAUACCUUUUUUUUUUCUAAUAUGAAAUAGAACUCAGCUUCUAGUAGUCUUCAUAGCAGGCAUGUCUGCAUUUUCUUUAUGCAAGUCCUUACAGAUUCUCUUCCCUUCCGCUCUGUACUAUUACUUGUCUGUUGUUUUUUGUUCUCUCAGUUCCUGAGAAUGUUGUUGGCCAAUUUAUGUAAUGAUUAAAUCACUACCAUGAGCUCAAAAUAUAUUUUAUCUUAGCAUUAGCACUUCUUAUAGAAGCUGCAAUGUUUGGUUCUAUAAUGCAA